AUGUGAACUAUACAUGACUGGCCAACUGAUGUACAAGAAGCAGCCACAUUUACACGCUACUAUUUUACGGGAACCAAAAUACCUAUCGAAAUCUUAAAUAAUAUCGUAAAACUGUUCCUAUCUGAUAACCAGUUCUAUGAGAAGUUUGUGAAGUCUGUCUUGUGCAACGAACUGUUGGAAAGUUACCCUAUUAGAAAGAGUUACCGUCGGAAUUUAUUAAAGCUACUUAUCACAGAGCUGGAACGAUUGAGCAUGGAUGUAUCAGAUGAGUUGUACACCAUUUACGCUAGCUGUAUGGUGGACACGAUGGAAUGGUGCUAUCGUAUAUUCUUAACAUCUGAUCUAGCAGAAGUACUUGUAGUUAUUCGGGAGUCUACACAACAAUUAUGCCAUGGUACAACAGGUCUGUCAUUGUGGCAGGCUUCGUGUGACUUGGCAAAUUUUUUGAGUCAAUUCGAAAACCUUUCGUGCACUAAAGUGCUGGAACUCGGAGCGGGAUGUGGCUUGACAGGAAUCGCCGUUGCGAGAACUUUCCGUAACUGUAACGUUUCUCUUUCCGACUAUGAUAGUAAAGUUUUGAAACAGCUGGAGUUCAAUGUCCAGGAGAAUUUGGAUGAGACUUGUUCUUCUAUAGAAGUGUUGAAUAUCGACUGGACAUCUUUCGAUAUCACACAGCUGAACAGUGAGCCAGAUGUAGUCAUAGCAGCAGACGUGGUAUAUGAUUCUAAGAUUUUACCAGCGUUGUGCGGAGUGCUCAAGUCUUGUCUUCAAACCUCACAGAAAUCACGUGCAUAUGUUGCAUCCACUCUUCGGGACCCGCUCACUUUGGCGACUUUUAGGAAAAACAUAGAUACCCAUGGUCUACGAAUCAAGGACGAGGUCCGAUAUCAGUACGAAACUUUCACGUUUCUAGAUGGCUCGAAAUAUAGAACAGCUACCUCUUUUCCUCACUCCUCCAGUCUCGAAGCUCCAACAAUUAUUUAUGAAAUUGUUCAGUAA
Molecule: messenger RNA, 999 nt
Organism: Haemonchus placei
Lineage: Eukaryota; Metazoa; Nematoda; Chromadorea; Rhabditida; Trichostrongylidae
Source: the annotation of a GenBank genome assembly